UAACUUGACUAUUAUUAAGAAGAUGGUGAAUAUAACAAAUGUGAGCGAGUAUGAAGCAAUUGCAAAGGAAAAGUUGCCAAAGAUGAUUUAUGAUUACUUUGCGUCAGGGGCAGAGGAUGAGUGGACUUUGAAAGAGAAUCGGAAUGCAUUCUCAAGGAUUAUGUUCAGGCCACGUAUUCUUAUCGAUGUAAGCAAGAUAGAUUUGACAACAACUGUCUUAGGCUUCAAAAUAUCAAUGCCUAUCAUGAUUGCUCCUACAGCCGCGCAAAAGAUGGCUCACCCUGAAGGAGAAUACGCUACUGCUAGAGCAGCAUCAGCAGCUGGCACCAUCAUGACACUAUCCUCAUGGGCUACUUCCAGCAUUGAGGAGAUUGUUUCAACAGGACCUGGCAUUCGCUUCCUCCAACUCUAUCUGCUUAAAGACCGAAAUAUGGUUACUCAGCUUGUGAGAAGAGCUGAAAAGGCUGGUUUCAAGGCAAUUCUCCUUACUGCAGACUCUCCGGUCAUUGGUCGUAGAGAGGCUGACAUAAAAAAUAGGUUGACAAUCAUUGCGAAAUUUCAUUUGAAUUGAUAAGUCUUAUAUUUAAAAAAUAGUACUAAGAUACUGGUGCAUGGAACACGCGGAGUUUGUAAUCAGAUUAAGAUAAACACUAUUAGAAGUUUGUACUGGAGAUUUAAAAAACAUAUAUAUUCCUGGUUUGUUUAUUGGAGAUU
Lathyrus oleraceus (garden pea) is the source of this 714-nucleotide messenger RNA. RefSeq names its product glycolate oxidase. Gene Ontology annotation, cellular component: peroxisome. The coding region runs from base 23 to 571 and encodes 182 amino acids. The record is from RefSeq and is a predicted model, not a curated record. Lineage: Eukaryota; Viridiplantae; Streptophyta; Magnoliopsida; Fabales; Fabaceae. Gene Ontology annotation, molecular function: FMN binding; (S)-2-hydroxy-acid oxidase activity. The transcript is spliced from 5 exons.